AAAAUAUGUUGACUCAGGAGCAGGUCUCAUUGAUUUGGGUGGAGCUGCAGACCUUCAAUGAGCUACCCCCCGCCGCCUCUGCCCCCGGCCAUUUGCCCUCCUGACCACCAUGGCUCCAUGCUUGUCGUCUGCUACCCCUCCAAGGAAUCGAUCCUGAGCCUGACCCCGCGCAGCAGAAGCGCUGUUAUGCGCCUCACCACCGUCUUUGCGCUCUUCACCGUGGUCCUGGUGUACCUCGUCACCGGGGCCUUCAUCUUCCGCCAGCUGGAGCAGCCAUACGAAGUCCGCCAGCAGGGGAAGCUCAAUGCCUACCGGGAGCAGUUUUUGAAAGGGCACCGGGAACAGUUCUUGAAACGGCACCAGUGUGUGGGCCCUGAUGAACUGGAUGACCUCAUUCAGCAAGUAAGUGAGGCCAUCUUAGCCGGCGUGGACCUUUCCAACAACAGCACCAACACGACCAGCUCGAAUUGGGACAUGGGCAGUGCCUUCUUCUUUGCUGGCACCGUCAUCACCACCAUAGGUUUUGGGAACAACUCCCCCCAAACUGAUGCCGGCCGGCUCUUCUGCAUCUUCUAUGCAUUGGUGGGAAUUCCGCUUUUUGGGAUGCUACUGGCUGGAGUCGGAGACCAUUUGGGGUCAUCUCUAAGGAAGGGCAUUGGCAAAGUGGAGGAUAUUUUCUUGAAAUGGCAAGUCAGUCCUACCAUCGUGAGGAUCCUGUCGGCCCUGCUCUUCAUCCUCAUUGGCUGCCUCCUCUUCGUGUCCCUGCCCACUGUUAUCUUCCAGCAUCUGGAACACUGGUCCCUCUUGGAGAGCGUUUACUUCGUGGUCAUCACGCUGACCACCAUUGGAUUUGGCGAUUAUGUGGCAGGUGAUACAUCAAGCGAGGAGUAUCCAUGGUACAAACCGUUGGUGUGGUUCUGGAUCCUGCUUGGUUUGGCCUAUUUUGCCUCCAUCCUGACCAUGAUCGGCAACUGGUUGAGGGUGCUGUCCCGACGCACAAGAGCUGAGAUGGGGGAUUUGACCGCUCAUGCAGCCUCCUGGACAGGCAACAUGGCAUCCCAGCUGCGUGUCCCAAACAUGGCAUUGCCAGACAAGCUGCACAGAGCGGGUACCUUGAAAGGGAAGCCUCUAUCUCCUUCGGACAUCGCACAGGAAAAGGAAAGCGAGGAGCCCCUGCAACAGUCACCGUCACAGCCCCCACCACCCUUAUUGCCGUCACAGCCCCCAAUCUUACUGCCCCCACUGCCGCCCUCAUUGCUCCCAUGUCCGAGCCCUUCUCCGGCUACCAACCGGCGUGUGGCGCAGCUGAACACCCGCAACGCUGUCCCAUUGCGGCCUAUAGACUACACGGGUGAAAACAUGGCUUUCAUUGAUGAGAGUUCGGAUGCGUUGAGUGACGGGGGGCCACCUUCAGCCAGGCCACCCCGCCGCUUGCGCCCCCGGGCCCGACACCGUACCAACACCGGCCAGCCUCCAGGACUGCCCAUGGAUGUGCUGAGUCGGACCAGAGACAAAGGAGAAGCUGUUUAGGAAGGGGCUGGGCCAAUCCCCCGACUUGGAGCAUAUUACUUACAUGUGGUGCAGUUCUCUUCAUUCCUGUUUUGCCGACAUGCCCCCUGCCCUGGGCAGAGUGAAUUCCAAAGCAUCUCAGUUGUUCUUUCCUGGUGGUGCUAACUCAAUGCCUUGGCACAAAUCCUGUACGCUGCAGUACCCUGCUCUAUGCUGCCAACUGGGAAUCCCACCCUCUUUAUCGUGCCAACAGAGUUCCUUGCUUGGGGGGGGAGGGCAAACCCUGACAUCGCAACUCUCCUCUUCGCAUGGUGCUCCCAUCUCAUAUU
This is a messenger RNA of Heteronotia binoei (common prickly gecko), 1838 nucleotides long. It is a transcript of the gene KCNK4, whose product is annotated as potassium two pore domain channel subfamily K member 4. The record is from RefSeq and is a predicted model, not a curated record. NCBI's taxonomy places the organism in Eukaryota, Metazoa, Chordata, Lepidosauria, Squamata, Gekkonidae. The transcript is spliced from 7 exons. Gene Ontology annotation, biological process: stabilization of membrane potential; potassium ion transmembrane transport. Gene Ontology annotation, molecular function: potassium ion leak channel activity. Gene Ontology annotation, cellular component: membrane. Bases 58 to 1530 code for a protein of 490 amino acids.